GCCGUGCGGGUGCGCGGUAGGUCCUCGCAGCAGCGGAUAAAAUUUCCGAGAAUUCGGUGCCCCCCUCGCGCAAAGAUUCUCCGGAAAAUCAGCCUCGUUUUGCUCUGCAGAACUCCCGCCUGUUUUCCAAAGUUUCCUCCCCUGUUUUUUCUGCCCUUCGCCCUUUCUCGGUUUUCGAAGUCUCGCUUUUUUCGUGCCUUUGUCAGCUUUCACUAUUCACUUGAAAAAUCUACCCUUUCUUUUUUUUUUGUUUUUUUGCUCCCGUGCGCGUGUCGUGGAGAAGGAGAAGGAGAAGAAGGAGGACCCGGAGGAGAGCGCGCGCGGAGCAGCUCCCGGCGGCGAGAGCGAAAUGGGUUCUGGGAAUCUCCUCCAAGUCGUGGCCAGCAACUUCGAUGUCCUCGCGCUGCCUCUCGUCACUCUCGUUUUUCCUCUGUAUGCUUCGAUAAAGGCCAUAGAGACCAGGUCUCGCACGGAUGAUCAGCAAUGGCUCACUUACUGGGUUCUCUAUUCCUUGAUUACCCUCUUCGAGCUUACUUUUGCCAAACUCCUCGAAUGGUUUCCUAUAUGGCCUUAUGCAAAGCUGAUAUUCGCCUGCUGGUUGGUCUUGCCACACUUCAACGGCGCGGCUCAUGUGUAUCGGCACUUUAUCAGACCCUUUUAUAUGAAUCCUCAUUCUACUACAAUGUGGUAUGUUCCACGGAAGGGCCUUUUUCAUAAGCGAGACGAUGUGCUCACGGCUGCUGAGAAGUACAUGGAAGAACAUGGGACCGAAGCAUUUGAGAGGCUCAUUUCCAAGCGACAAACAACCCGUUCUCGUUGGCGAACUGAAGAACUUGGGGUUCAUGGUCCUCCUGAAGAGCAUCACUGGGGGUUUGAUACGAAUGCUGAUAGAGAAGCUCGAGCUAGAAGAAAGACCAACUACGUAAUAUUUGACGAUGACUACAGAUAUUGAAGAAGAUGAAUGUGGCUUUUUCGGGUCGAAGCUGUGAGGAACCCGGAUAGCAACAGAGUAGGCAAUUACAUUCCCAAAUCAUGUCCAUCUGCUUCCUUAAUUCGUGUUGUGGUAAUUCCUCGCAGCUGAGAGUCGGACAUGAUGCUAGGAUUGUAGAGAGUUCCCUAUGUACUGGAGGAGUUCAUGCUACUUACCUAACGGUAUGCUUGUGAAUACUAGUUUCUGUAAUCUUUUGGAUGGGAUAAUGAAUCCUUUUGAGUUGGUUUGACACUGCAA
Molecule: messenger RNA, 1228 nt
Organism: Syzygium oleosum
Lineage: Eukaryota; Viridiplantae; Streptophyta; Magnoliopsida; Myrtales; Myrtaceae
Product: HVA22-like protein c
Exons: 6
Coding region: 350-952 (200 amino acids)
Source: RefSeq, a predicted model, not a curated record